ACCGAGCCAGCCAGUCUGGGGACAACCGAUCCAGCCACAACGGAUCCAGCGGGUCCAGCCACCACCGAGCCAGCCAGUCUGGGGACAACCGAUCCAGCCACAACGGAUCCAGCGGGUCCAGCCACCACCGAGCCAGCCAGUCUGGGGACAACCGAUCCAGCCACAACGGAUCCAGCGGGUCCAGCCACCACCGAGCCAGCCAGUCUGGGGACAACCGAUCCAGCCACAACGGAUCCAGCGGGUCCAGCCACCACCGAGCCAGCCAGUCUGGGGACAACCGAUCCAGCCACAACGGAUCCAGCGGGUCCAGCCACCACCGAGCCAGCCAGUCUGGGGACAACCGAUCCAGCCACAACGGAUCCAGCGGGUCCAGCCACCACCGAGCCAGCCAGUCUGGGGACAACCGAUCCAGCCACAACGGAUCCAGCGGGUCCAGCCACCACCGAGCCAGCCAGUCUGGGGACAACCGAUCCAGCCACAACGGAUCCAGCGGGUCCAGCCACCACCGAGCCAGCCAGUCUGGGGACAACCGAUCCAGCCACAACGGAUCCAGCGGGUCCAGCCACCACCGAGCCAGCCAGUCUGGGGACAACCGAUCCAGCCACAACGGAUCCAGCGGGUCCAGCCACCACCGAGCCAGCCAGUCUGGGGACAACCGAUCCAGCCACAACGGAUCCAGCGGGUCCAGCCACCACCGAGCCAGCCAGUCUGGGGACAACCGAUCCAGCCACAACGGAUCCAGCGGGUCCAGCCACCACCGAGCCAGCCAGUCUGGGGACAACCGAUCCAGCCACAACGGAUCCAGCGGGUCCAGCCACCACCGAGCCAGCCAGUCUGGGGACAACCGAUCCAGCCACAACGGAUCCAGCGGGUCCAGCCACCACCGAGCCAGCCAGUCUGGGGACAACCGAUCCAGCCACAACGGAUCCAGCGGGUCCAGCCACCACCGAGCCAGCCAGUCUGGGGACAACCGAUCCAGCCACAACGGAUCCAGCGGGUCCAGCCACCACCGAGCCAGCCAGUCUGGGGACAACCGAUCCAGCCACAACGGAUCCAGCGGGUCCAGCCACCACCGAGCCAGCCAGUCUGGGGACAACCGAUCCAGCCACAACGGAUCCAGCGGGUCCAGCCACCACCGAGCCAGCCAGUCUGGGGACAACCGAUCCAGCCACAACGGAUCCAGCGGGUCCA
Hippocampus comes (tiger tail seahorse) is the source of this 1191-nucleotide messenger RNA. RefSeq names its product proteoglycan 4-like. The record is from RefSeq and is a predicted model, not a curated record. Lineage: Eukaryota; Metazoa; Chordata; Actinopteri; Syngnathiformes; Syngnathidae. The transcript has a single exon. The annotation marks the transcript as partial.